AAAAUUUGAUUGAGAGAGAGUAUAAAAAGCAUUUUGAUUGAGAGAAAAAUGUGAGAAUAUUUAGGGUAUUGUUUGUUCUCUUCUUUAUGAGGAUCCGAAAAAACGCGAAGCUUUCCCCUCUUCUUUUCACUUGUUCAUCUUCAUUACUUGAAAAUGGUUCAGUUCCUGUUGAAACUUUCCAGACUCACAUUUGUCACCUCAACCAAUCUCCAUGGGAUGUAAUCCCCUUUCACUCCAACAACUCAAUCCAGUUCGAUGACGAACACGAUGCUUUCAAAAAUAACCAUUCGUUUGAAGCUUUUCAAAGUGUGGUUUCGAUGAUGGAUACUGAAGAAGUUGAUGAUAAUAAUAAACCUGCGAUAGAGAAUUUUUCUACGAUGAUGAUUGAUGAUAAUCAACGUGGUAAGAAGGUUGUUGAUAAAGCUGCUUUGAGGAGAAUUUCUAGUUGCAAAGAAAUGUAUAAUGGUGGCAGCAUUGUCGGCACACCGGUUCGCCGAGGUAGAGGCCGACCGAAGAAGUCGUCCGGUUCGGGUUCAGGUUCGAAUAAUAAUAAUAUUAAUAAUAAUGAAUAUUAUUAUUAUUCUGGGUUUGGUCCAUUGUGGAGGAAAAGAAGAAGUGAUAAAAAUGGAGAAGAGAAUGAUAAUAGUAGUGGUGGAGGUGUUACUAUUGAAGGAGGGGGUGAGAAUAGUAAUAAUAAUAAUAAUAGUAGUAAUAAUGUUGUUGUUGGUGUUGAUGUUAAUGUUGUUCCUUGUUGUUCGGAGAUGGAUAUUGAGGGAUUAGAUUAUGUUAAUAAUGAUGAUGAAGAAGAGGAUGAUUAUGAUGAUUAUGGUGAUGACAAUGGUAAGAGAAGAAUGAGGAAGCCAGUGAAAGAAAGGUCACUAAAAUCGUUGAUGUGAACAUGUUUUUAUGUAAUAAUGGAUAGGAACUAGCUAGGAAGAAGGGAUAAUAUUAUAUAGUGUAAGAUCGAGGGUUGGGGUUUAAUGUUGUAUGAUGUUUAUUAUUAUUAUUAUCGUAAUUCUGUUGUUGUAAUUUUGGUGAUGCUAGGUUUGAUUCUAUGUAUCUUUCUCCCUUUUCGGAUAUUUAGGGUUAUGUAUGAAAUAAUAAUGCUAUAAUGUUUUUUGUUUCA
Molecule: messenger RNA, 1126 nt
Organism: Cicer arietinum (chickpea)
Lineage: Eukaryota; Viridiplantae; Streptophyta; Magnoliopsida; Fabales; Fabaceae
Source: RefSeq, a predicted model, not a curated record